AUGAAAAAAAGAAUAUUACUUGCCACGGACUAUAUAAAGACAUUAGAACUGGGCUGGGCAAGCGGUCAGUUCGUGUGCAAUCACUGCCAGGUUAAUCUGAGUGGACACCGUUACAUCCUACACGAUGAUAAAUCAUUCUGUAAGAAGUGUUACGAGAAGCUGUUCGCCAAUAUCUGCUCUAAGUGUAAGACUCCCAUUACUUGCGAAUUUAAGGAUCUCUCAUGUAAGAACAAACACUGGCACGACAAAUGUUUCCGCUGCUCUGGUUGUCUGGCCUCAUUGGUCGAGAAACCAUUCGCCUACAAAGAACAUCAACUCUACUGCGCCUCUUGCUACGAAAAUAGAGCAGGAAUGAAGAAGUACGAAUACAAGGGAAGACAGUGGCAUGCCGAAUGUUUCUGCUGCAAGGUCUGCCAGAAACUUAUCGGAACCAACAGUUUCGUGCCGAGGGCAGAUGAUAUAGUUUGCGUGCCCUGCUACGAAAAACAGUUAGGUCAGAACUGCCCCAGGUGCCAGCAGAUGGUUAAAAGAGGCGGAAUAAUAUACAAAAACACAACCUGGCAUAGAGAUUGUUUCCAAUGCAGUCACUGCAAAGAAUCCCUCGCUAACAAGAGGUAUACAUCUAUCGAUCAAAGACCUUUCUGUGUGGAGUGCUAUGGAGCGCUCUACGCAAAGAAGUGCAAGGAGUGCAAGAAGCCUAUAACAGGCCUUGAUGACGCGGCGUUCAUAGCGUUCGACCAGCAGCACUGGCAUAAAGACUGCUUCAAGUGUAGCAAGUGUGGUACGUGUUUGUACGGUCGGGGGUUCAUGACCGAAGAGGGCAACGUCAUGUGCCCGGAAUGUUGCAAGGAAGUUUGA
Helobdella robusta is the source of this 858-nucleotide messenger RNA. RefSeq lists its product as hypothetical. Lineage: Eukaryota; Metazoa; Annelida; Clitellata; Rhynchobdellida; Glossiphoniidae. Gene Ontology annotation, cellular component: nucleus; Z disc. The coding region runs from base 1 to 858 and encodes 285 amino acids. The transcript has 9 exons. Gene Ontology annotation, molecular function: transcription coregulator activity. The record is from RefSeq and is a predicted model, not a curated record.